AUGUCCUUCUCCGACGGUGAAAAAUACUUUAUCGAGAACGUCUACACCCAACGAUAUCUGUUCCAAGACGGUCCGAAAAUCAAGGGCGAUAGAGGCAGCGAAGGUGGCUGGUUAGCAAGCUCUGGAUUCGAAUCCCCGAAAUGUGUCGGUGCUGAUGCCAAUUACUACAACAGAGCGUGCUGGCGCUUCUUGCCACAAGGCGAUGACAAAUAUUUAAUCGAAAAUAUCGAGACUGAGCGCUAUUUGUUCCAAGAUGGUCCGAAAAUCAAGGGCGAGCGAGGCGAUGAAGGCGGUUGGUUAGCACGCUCUGGAUUCGAGGCGCCGAAAUGUGUCGGAGCGGACGCCGAUUACUACAACCGAGCUUAUUGGAAGAUCGAACCGCAAGGUGACAAGUAUCUUAUAGUCAAUGUUGAAACUGAACGUUAUUUGUUCCAAGAUGGCCCCGAAAUCAAGGGCAAGCGAGGCGACGAAGGUGGUUGGUUAGCAAGCUCUGGAUUCGAGGCGCCGAGAUGUAUCGGAACGGAUGUCAGUUACUACGACCGAGCUUACUGGAAAAUCCUUAAGCAGCCACACUAG
Paramuricea clavata is the source of this 576-nucleotide messenger RNA. Lineage: Eukaryota; Metazoa; Cnidaria; Anthozoa; Malacalcyonacea; Plexauridae. The record is from the annotation of a GenBank genome assembly.